AUGGAUGAAAUGGAGCAUUCAGCAUCAUCAAUGUGGACAGAGGUAGUAGAAGCUCUCGUGCCCCAUCACAGCUUGAACAAGCUGGAAAUCAGUGGAUAUAAGGGCUCCAGGCUUCCACAUUUGAUGUCAUCACCCUUCAAUUUUAUAAAAGAGAUUCAUCUGGAUUGGUUGAGUGAGCUGUCAUCACUGCCGGUUAUGGGGAAACUACCUUUCUUGGAAAUUCUCUCUAUAUGGAUAGUGGAUGAAUUGAAGUUUGUUGGGAGGGAUUUUUUAGGAAUAGAAUCUUCAUUUGAUGUUGUUGUUGUUGCAUUUCCUAAACUCGAGAAACUGGAAUUUUGGUACUGCUCGAAAUGGGAGGAGUGGGAGGACAUAACGGAGGAAGAAGAAGAAUCUGCGGCCAUCUCCAUCAUGCCAUGUCUCACAAAAUUGAUCUAUCAUUUGUGUGAGAGUUUGAAGAAGCUGCCGCAUCGCCUGCUGCGUAAGGUCUCCUCGUCUUUGCAGUUGGAUACCAGUGGUUCAACAGAGCUAGUAAAAACAUACGGAGAGGACAAGGAAGGUUCAGUUUGGAGAUCCAUAUCCCAACAUAAUCCCCAACUUAAACUUCGCUAG
This is a messenger RNA of Salvia hispanica, 609 nucleotides long. Lineage: Eukaryota; Viridiplantae; Streptophyta; Magnoliopsida; Lamiales; Lamiaceae. The record is from RefSeq and is a predicted model, not a curated record.